UCCCGGCGCUGCAGCCGCGCGGUUCCCGCCCCGGUUCCCACCCCCUCGGUUCCCACCUCUCGCCAUGAGCCAGCGACAGAGCUCUCGCCGCGGCGGCUCCCGGCCCGACAUGGUGCCCGAGAUCGCCGCCGCCGUCGGCUUCGUCUCCAGCCUGUUGCGGACGCGGGGCUGUGUCAGCGAGCAGCAGCUGCAGGUUUUCAGCGGGGCGCUGCGGGAGGCGCUGGCAGAGCACUACAAGCACCACUGGUUUCCUGAGAAGCCGUUCAAAGGCUCCGGGUACCGCUGCAUCCGGAUCAAUCACAAAAUGGACCCCAUUAUCUGCAAGGCAGCGAGCCAGAUCGGACUCAGCCUCCCACAGCUCUACCAGCUCCUGCCCAGUGAGCUCACCCUCUGGGUGGAUCCCUACGAGGUCUCCUACCGCAUCGGGGAGGACGGCUCCAUCUGUGUCUUGUACGAAGCAACUGCCACAAAACCUGUGAGCUCCUAUGGGAUGCUUACCUGUAAGAACCAGAUGAUGUUAGGUCGCACCAGUCCUUCCAAAAACUACAUCAUGACUGUCUCCAGCUAAAUACUCCUCUUGUCCUUACACUGCCAAGACACAGGCUACUGUAUACCUCACCUGAGGAUCUAUUUUUAAGAUGAAGAUCUAUUUAUAUUUUUUAAAAAAAUCCAAGAAAAUCCAAAAUUAAAAUGUUGGACACCACUUUGAGCAGAAGUGGUGGUCUAGGUGCCUUUUUUAAAGCUGUUGCAAGCUUAUGAGUUUUUAUUAUGAAGCCGAUAUCUACCUAAUUAGUGUUGGAUGGCAAUUUUGGGCUGGCUUGCUUACUUGGGCAGCUUGGAAUGGAGGAAGAGGGGGAAGAGCCAGGCUGGGAAGUGUGGUUUGGUGGUGGGAGAUGUCUGUGUCACCUUGUCACCAUCCUGGUACCCAACAGUAUUGCUGUAUUGCCAAGUAUUGCAGUUCUGUUGGAGAAGGGAUGAAGGAGUUGCUGUCUUUCCUCCACUAAUUUCUUCACUCUCCAGCUGGUCUGAUCUCCCUGGGGCCUGGAUAUAGUGUUUGAGAGAACCUUGCCUCAGGGCUGGGGACUCUGGGAUCCUUCACCUUUGCUUUUGCACAUCUCUGGAUGCACUCCAUGUUGCAGCUCUGCUCUGCCCCACUCCCAGCACAAAGCAAGGGGAAGCAUGGCCUUUCUGCAACCCCCUCCAACUCUCCUGUCUGCUGCUGGACUGAAGGGGUCAUGUAGAUCUUGGUGUCCUGUGAAGUGGAGCAAGGCAGAGAUGCAUUGGGGGUCAGACUGUGCAGAGGAGGUCCCAAAGAUGACUAUUGCAGCCACUGUGGUGGCACUGGAGUGCUGUGGUUGUUCCUGGUGCUCCCCAGUACCUGGUGAUCACCAGGGAUGUGCACUGAGCUCCAGACCCUGAACCCAGCACUGAACUGCUGUGAAUUACGAAGCCUUUCUGCUCUUUGGGGAUAAGACAUCAGCCCAUGAUCUGCUCUUGUGUGGCCUCUUUGUGCUCCCAAGAGUGGAGUCGGCCUCUUGCUUGUGGAAGUUGGCUUAAUCCAGUGCUGAUGACUUGCUGUGUCACUUCUCCAGGAGAGCUGAAGCAACUUGCCUUAUGCCCUAGAGUUUGGUGUGUGAGAAGAACCCCCUUUGCCCUAUCUCAAAAUUGGAAGUAUUGAGAGUCUCUUCCCUCUGUUUGGGAUCCUCAGAUGCUUUGGUGUCCUAAUGUUGCUUUUAAAGUCACAGCACUUCUUCCCUCUCUUCCUCCUUUGGGUGGUCAGCAUGUGGCUGUCCCUGAGACUUGACUUCACUGAUACCUUGGUAAGGGGCAUCGUUUGGUUCUGAUCUCUUGGUACAUAACUGUUUUGCACAACUAAUGCUUGAUCCUGUGCUUUGUCUGUUCAAGCAAAACUCUUCUUGGAGUCCCAGUGGUACUUGUAUUUAGGGAGACUUUGCCUGAGGGUGGUUCAGGAUUUGGCCCUUAAACUGCUCUGACUACAAAUAGGCUGGGAGCUGAAACUGCUGCCCCAAGAACUUGACCUGCCUGUUCAGAAUGAGCCUUUACCAGGAUGUUGUGUGUCCGUGGCCUUUUUACUAACCAGCUGGUGCUCCUCUAGUGAUCCUGGGAGAAGUGAUUGGAAAAGCAGGGCAUUGACACAGUGGUUUGUAAUUAAAACUUCCCCAGGUUUGUCUCUCAGCACACUUUAUUUUACCUUCCUCUUUUCUGACCUGGCAGCUGUCUGGCAUAACCGGAGUCGUUCUUGCUCAAUCUUUGAUGAAUCAAGUUCUCAGACAUUUGUGCAAUAUAUUUCCAAAUCUUGGGUGUGCUGGGAGAGGAAGGAAGCUUCCCAUCUGCCACAGUUUGUAGCUUGUUUUGUUUUUUCUAAUAGAUGAAAACAAAAUUUCAGCAGAGCUCCUGAGCUCUGACUACUCAUGUGGAAAAAGUUCAGAGUUUUGUAAGCUUCAAAUAAUAAAUUCCAGAACUGGGAAACUAGCCUCAAUUCAAAAAUCCUUUUAAAAUGUCAAGUGGUGAGUUGUUUGUCCUUGAACAGUAAUAGCAGUGGCUCUGAAGUUGCAUCACUUCCCUCUGCAUCACUUGAAUUUCUCAUGUCAGCGAAGCAGAAGCUGAAAUGAAGCACUGGGGCUUUUCCCUUGGUGAACUUGUGCAAUAGGUGACAUCACCAAGAGGGGAGUACUGGGGAACUUCCAAAAAACCAGAUUCCUUUUUCAAGGAAAAGGGAUCUCGGUGCUUUUUGGAGUCCUCCCUUAACCUACUUAUGUGGAAAGCCCAUGAUAAGAACUGCAUCCAGGAUGAGCAGUGUUUGCUUUGCUGGGCUCCUUGGCUGGAUGUGGAGUUUCCUGAGGCUGGUCCUUCCUUGGGUUAUAACUUGUCACAAUUAAAGCAGUCUUAAGAUUUACACACCCACCCCUCACCCCACCCCCUUUUUACUCUGUUCCCUUCCUCUUAUCAGGAAAGAUUUCAGGAACAACAGCCCACACCAAAGGAACACACUAUAAUUGCUCUUAACGUGCCCCCACUUCCAGAACCAAAAUAGCCAAGUCUCAUUCUUUUUUGUCCCUGGUGUGGAGGAGUCUGAUGUUAAAGGUCUUUUUUUUUCCCCCCUUCAAAACCAACCAGACUUGGGUAUAAUCCAUUUCUCUCUUAUAGCUGGUUCCAUGUAAAAGCUGUGAAUUAGUGUGCUCUGUUGCCUUCUGCCUACAAGCCUGAUCAGAGCCCCAUGGUGUGUGUUUUCAGACAGUGUAUUUGAGGGGUUUCCUGUCACUUUUGUUUUUUGACAAGCUGGACUGUUGAACGGGACCUGCUUUUUGUAUUUGGUGAAAAUGGUAGAAAGUUUGUAAGCUACACUUGGAGGAGGGAGUGGAUGGUUACUAAUUGUAUAGUAGUGUUUUUAUAUACAGAAUGUACAGAUCCUUUGACAGACCGUAUGCUUUUGUUACUUUAAUAAAAAUGUAGCAGUAUAAA
Apus apus (common swift) is the source of this 3483-nucleotide messenger RNA. It is a transcript of the gene BTG2, whose product is annotated as BTG anti-proliferation factor 2. Lineage: Eukaryota; Metazoa; Chordata; Aves; Apodiformes; Apodidae. Bases 65 to 568 code for a protein of 167 amino acids. The transcript has 2 exons. Gene Ontology annotation, biological process: negative regulation of cell population proliferation; negative regulation of mitotic cell cycle. The record is from RefSeq and is a predicted model, not a curated record. Gene Ontology annotation, cellular component: cytoplasm; nucleus.